Molecule: messenger RNA, 1353 nt
Organism: Populus euphratica (Euphrates poplar)
Lineage: Eukaryota; Viridiplantae; Streptophyta; Magnoliopsida; Malpighiales; Salicaceae
Exons: 7
Coding region: 1-1353 (450 amino acids)
Biological process (GO): DNA integration
Molecular function (GO): nucleic acid binding
Source: RefSeq, a predicted model, not a curated record
AUGGCUGAUAUUCCAAAAGAAAGAUCAGCGAGGAAUGCUAGUAUACCUCCACAAUACAUCCCGGUAUCAGUACCAAAUUUGAGGUGGAGAAGUUUGAUGGGAAAGGAUCAAAAGUAUGCCUUUUCAGAACAAAACUCUGCAAAAGAAUUAUGGCAAGCACUAGAGGACAAGUUUAUGAAAAAGAGUAUAGAUAAUUGUCUCUACUUGAAGAAAAGGAAUUUUCAUUUUCAACACAAGAAAGGUACUUCCAUAAAUGAGCAUCUGAAUGAUUUCAAUAAAAUGAUAGCUGAUUUGAAGAAUUUGGAUGUGGAAAUCGAUGAUGAAGAUAAGGCUCUUUUAUUAUUGAAUUCACUGCCUGACACAUAUGAACAUCUCAUCACCACUUUACUACUCGAGGAGUUCGAUGAAGGAGUUGUGUUGAUGGGUAAUGAUGAUGUUUGUAAGAUUAAAGGGGUUGAGACUAUCUAUCUAAAGAUGCAUAAUGGGGUAGUCAAGACACUGACAAAGAUACGGUAUGUACCUUACUUGAAGAAAAAUCUUUUCUCACUUGGAGUCCUAGAAUCUAGUGGUUAUAAGAUUAUCAUGCAUGGUGGAGUCUUGAGAGCAAUUCAUGGUGCAUUAGUUGUCUUAAGAGGCACGAGGAAAGGAAACUUAUAUUUCCUAGAUGGAUCUAUAGUUAUUAGUACAGUAACUGUUUCCAAAAGCUUAAAAGAUGCUGAAGCAGAUAAUUCCAGACUUUGGCACAUGCGUUUAAAGCAUGCUGGUGAAGAGGCUUUACAAGGAUCAAGUUUGGCACUGCGGUACACAACACAAAAGGGAUUCUUAAUUAUGUUCACACAGACGUAUGAGGACCUUCAAAGAAUGAAUCUCUUGGAGAAAAUGGUGGAGACUCAAACUGGAAGGAGAGUUAAGACUCUUCGGUCAGAUAAUGGUGGUGAGUACACUUCAGAUCCUUUCUUUGAAGUUUGCCAAGAUGAAGGGAUCAAACGACAUUUUACUGUGCGCAAAACACCACAACAAAAUGGAGUAGCAAAACGCAUGAAUCGCACAUUGAUGGAGAAACAAGAGAAAUCACAGGAGAAGGAAAAACAGUCUAAUGAUGCACAACAGGUGGAGUUAGAGACUUCAGUCAUCCCUAUAAAGAUUGUUCAGACAAUCCCUAGUGAAGGAGAUUCAGAUGAAAGUUCAGAUGAAGAGGAUGCAACAACUCCAACAACCACACAACAAGAAUCCAUUGCAAUGAUAAUUGAUGAUGGAAUCCCCUACACCUACAAAGAAGCAGUACAUGGUGUAGAAAAUACAAAAUGGAUAGAGGCAAUGGAUGAAGAGAUGAAAUCUCUCCACAAGAAUUAG